CUCUCAACAGACUUCCGUCUCUCUUGUUCUUUCAAGGUUCCCCGUCUUCAGAUCAACGAUACCUCUCUGAUUCUCCUAAAAAUCCCAACUUUCUCCAAACCCAUAUCCCCUUUACUUCCCUUUUGCAGUGCAUUUCGUGGGAAUCUCAUCUCCAGCUUCUCUGAAUCUUCGGCGCCAGUUCUCUUUAGGGUUUUGGUUCUGUCUCUGCAACAAAGGGAAAACCUUUCUCGUUGUUUCUUGGUAUGGAAUAUCAAGUUUCCGAUAGUAGUGGUACUGAUGAUGAUGUCCCUCCAUCACAUCAAAAUAUAAUUCCACGAGGGGGCUAUGUUUCUGGUAAUGGAAGAUCUGUUUUAAGUUCUGCCCCAUACUUUAGGGUGCAAGCUGGAAUGGAGGCCCAAAUACAUCAACUUGAACAAGAAGCUUACUGUGCUGUCCUGCGUGCUUUUAAAGCUCAGUCUGAUGCCAUUACAUGGGAGAAGGAAGGUUUAAUAACAGAACUUAGGAAAGAGCUACGAGUGUCAGAUGAUGAACACAGAGAACUUCUGACCAAAGUUAAUGCUGAUGAUAUCAUCCGAAGGAUAAGGGACUGGAGACAGGGAGGUGGCAAUCAAGCUGCCAGGCUAAAUGCAACUCAGUCUGUUCAUGAUCUUCUACCCAGUCCUAGUGUUUCAGCAUCCCGCAAGAAACAAAAGACUUCACAAUCGGUUCAGUCAUUGCCUGGCUUAUCCUCGGCAAAGUCCAUGCAUUACCCUUCUGGAGUUUCUGCAGGAAAUAGGCAGUUCAAUAACCGCAGUUCCCUAUCAGCAAAUGAACCUGCAGAUGCAGCUACUUUUCACCCCUUAGUUGGAAAGAAAGUGUGGACAAGAUGGCCUGAAGACAACAACUUCUAUGAGGCUGUCAUCACUGAUUACAACCCUAUUGAGGGCCGGCAUGCUCUGGUUUACGAUAUAAAUACUCCAAAUGAAACCUGGGAAUGGGUUGAUCUGAAAGAGAUUCCACCAGAGGACAUCCGAUGGGAUGGUGAGGAUCCAAGCAUACCCUAUCGAGGGGGCCAUGGUGGCCGUGGAGUUAAGAAAACAUACAGUCAUGGUACUCCUGCUCCUGGUGCUGGAAGAGGGCGAGGAUCUGCCAAGGGUCAAUUCAGAAAAGAGUAUAUACCAUCCCAGAAUGGUGUUGCAAAGAAAGCUUCUGAGGAUAUUGAAUUACUUGACACAGAGACACUGGUGAAGGAGGUGGAGAAGGUUUUUGAUGCAAGUCAUCCGGAUCCUGUGGAGCUUGAAAAGGCAAAGAAGAAGCUGAAAGAACAUGAGCAGGCACUCAUUGAUGCGCUUGCAAGGCUUGCUGAUGCAUCGGAUGGUGAAAGUGGUAAUAAAUACAUGUGUAUAUAGCAAUCCCUUCACAUUUAUAUUGUUUAUGGCAUCUUGAGCAAGCCUAGCGUUGUAAAUGACUAAUUGAACGUUCUUUGACUUGGGAAAAGACAAGCAGGCAUAGAUUUUGUCUUCUAAAUAAAAUGUCCUUUUGCUGUGCCCUAAUAAUUUGGUACUUUGUUGUAAUGGUUGAAAUGGGGAAUCCAUUAUGUCUAACAUGAGAACUUUUUGCAAUGUCCAAGUGAAGAAAAAGCAUGCUGUAGAAAUAAUUUCACUGCAGGUAUUUUGGAAGUAUGGAAUAUAUGGCAUAUAGUUCAGUUGUAAAUGACAAAGUCAUACCAUUUGAGUGGAUGUAAGAUACUUGAUCUUAUGGGUGUGAAAAUAGUAAAUUAACCUUGUUUGUGGUUAUGUAAAAUUUAGAAACUAAUUUUAUUUUCUCCGUAUCAGAUGGAGAGCAGCCAUUCUCGCAUGCACAAUAAAAUGGACUAUAAGGAUGGAGUCAAGUUAUGGCAUUCAGCCAUUCGAUUACCAACUUCAAGGCUUUGUGAUGAGUUGCAAUGGUGAUGAGUUGCAAUGGUAUUAAAAGUUUGUUGUCCAAUGCAGCAAACUGCAAGAGAGAAAUCAGAUUGACAGCAUGCUAUGUUACUGACUGUACUUUCAUAUUUUCAUUUUCAUUUUCUGCUUCGCGAGGCCAUGUUGGACACAAGUGCCACAUUCCGAUACCUGUGUUUUGUGUUUGGAAACAAAUGCACAAAGGAAAUCUGUUCCUCAUGGUCUUUCAAGAUGGUGUAAAAUUCUGUAAAGAUUUUGUUUUUGGCAUAAAGAUGGCUGCAGGCUGUUAUUUUGCUUGUGAAAUCCUUGUAUUUGCAUUCAAUCUAGCCUUCUGUGAUUUCUUUCCACCAAACACUAAAUCCUGCAAGCCAAU
This is a messenger RNA of Rubroshorea leprosula, 2292 nucleotides long. The record is from the annotation of a GenBank genome assembly. Lineage: Eukaryota; Viridiplantae; Streptophyta; Magnoliopsida; Malvales; Dipterocarpaceae.